GCAGCAUGCAUUUCAGAAGUCCGGAACCAGAGGCAGAGGCCUUCUGCGGUGAUCUUCGUGGUACCGGUGCGCUCAUUGUGAGAAGAACAGGCAGAGUAGUCCACCCUGGUGAAAAAGCAGUGGGUCUGGUGUGACCUGGAGCGCGCUGAACUGUCUGCUCAUCCCAGAUCGACGGACUUACGAGCACCGCGGAUUCCUGAAGCCAGUAUACCUCGAACAGCAGCUUAGAGACCACUGGAUGUCCCACCCAUGGGAGAACGGCAGAGCCGAAAGCAGCGUUGCGGCUAUUGCCUCAUAGAUUUGGGCCGAGCUCCUUUCCAUGAGAGUAUAUCCGAGAGACCAGGUUGUCCUCCUUGUCGGCCGAAGAGGAUUCAGUCCUCGUACAUGUUGUUCCCUCUUUGCGUUCCAUCUGUCGAACGAGAUUCGAGAACCCUAGUCAUAUUGUCUUGUCCAAGCUCUUGCGAUCUCAGCGGGGCCCUUCUUGGUGGACGUGCCGCACUGGUGGCAGCGCUCAAAGGUCCGAAGCCACUGCAGAGAGAGACUCCAUGUGAGUCACUUGCAUCUGCUCAAAGGGGAACUGUAUGGCAAGCAGAAGAGAUCAAGAUGGGGCCCUUUUCGAGGGUGACUCUUGAUGACAUGUUCGGAGCAGGAGCUCGAAGAGACACUAGAAGUGAUUACAUCCGAGAGCCUGAACUUCCUCAGAGAUCUUUCUAGCAAGUUCACUGAAACUACGCUGCGCCAGCCUAGAGGACAAAACAGCCAUUCACAGCUCCAAGUCGAGCCUUGCAUAAGAUGUCUGAAGCAGACGUGGUCUUAGGACUCCAUGAUAAGGGAUUGCGUCUUCCGUGUCGUCUCA
This is a messenger RNA of Microstroma glucosiphilum, 856 nucleotides long. RefSeq lists its product as hypothetical. NCBI's taxonomy places the organism in Eukaryota, Fungi, Basidiomycota, Exobasidiomycetes, Microstromatales, Microstromataceae. The transcript has a single exon. The coding region runs from base 250 to 714 and encodes 154 amino acids. The record is from RefSeq and is a predicted model, not a curated record.